CCAAAACCAUAAGCUAACAUAGACCUUGAAUCUUUUAACAUGCUUGAAUAGAUGUUUUAUUUUGGUAAUGAGAAAACUGACUACUCUUCUUCCCAGUCAAUCUUUGGGGUGACAUCCCAACAGGGUAGAAAGGACAAUAAAUUUCUUCUUUGGUUAUGUGCUAAUUCUGUGGCCCUUGCUAAGUUCUUUGACUUGUAUGAGCAUAAUGCUGCUUUGUUCUUGUGUAGAUGCAACUUAUCACAGUAUAACAUGUUCUUCCCACCCUUAGAUGUGAUCUAUCUUUUAAGACUCUCACAUCCUCUUUUUAACUUGCUCCUCGUAGGGCCUUAGAAUUCAUGUUUUUAGAUAAUUUCUUGUGACUAAGCAUACUACAUUAGUUCUCUAUGGACUUGGCGUCCUUAGGAUCCAAACAACCCCCUUUUCAGUCCUGCUUUGAGCCCCCAUAGCAACUCUGAGGUAGGCAUGAAAGGUGAGUAUUUUCCAGAUCCAGCUUUUAAAACAACAGGGUAAUCCAGGAGAAGUCACUUGAACUCAGGAAGAAAGCAUUGACAACAGGUGCUAAGGAACUAGAAGGAUAAGGGGAAUUUACCUUAAAUAUGAAAGGAACAAUAGAAGCUAGGCUUGGGCUUGGUAAGAGGCUCCGGAGUGGCCCACAGCAAAUUCAAAAGUAAGUAAAUAAGAAAAAGUGAGACGUGGCAUCUCAGGUCUGUGAAAAAGCAAAGUCCAGUUGGAUGGCCCCAGGGAAAUAACAGUUCACCUUCUACCUCAGAAAACAAAUGCCCUCCUAAACACUUUCAUCCUGUGCCAUGUCUUUGAAUUCUGCAGGGAGAAGUCUUACUUUGUUUUUUUACAGGACCCCUGCUUUGCAAUAUUUACUCAAGGUAGUGUAUCUAUUAAGUAAGUAGGUGCCAGCUUCAUGGGACUCAUUCUCCUUCCAUUAGAUCAUCAGGCCGGGUCUUGUACAGGGUGCUAAGCCUGAAGUGGGUGGUGAUGAGACAAAACUCGGGCCUAUAUCAGGAUUCCUAACUCCACUGAUUGACUUGUCUGAGAAAUGUAUUUUAUCCUUGAAGUCUGUAAUUCUUACACAGAUCAGCACAUUCUACCCUCAGCUAAGGAACUCAAGGUAGCCAGAGUCUAGCUUCUGUUCCUUUACAGAGAGCUCACACCCCCUCAGGAAAUGGGGGGCGCUUUCAUCUUUGUGGGGUUCGAAACACACUAUCCUUUCCUUUUGUCUUCAGCAAUGGGCGGUCACAAACCUUCUUAUAUUUUUCAGUGUAGGAUGUGGUGGUACAUCUUGGCUUAAUGGAUUCAAAGUCCCACCAUUCUAAAUGAAACAGACUUGAGGCUUCUGAAAUAGCAGUCAUCACAGCCCAAUAGUCCCUAGGACUUUGCUCUUUGAGGUCCACUUUUCAGUAGUUCAAGACAAUUUUUUGUCUGUAAGUGUGUGAUCAAAUGUAUGUACCAGAAAAUGCAACCGUUUGACUUUUUUGCACUCUCUUCCUACUGUAGGGCAACUGACACCAACUCUGCUCCGAUAUUUUCAUGCUGCAAAACUGAAACUGCAUUAGCAGCCCUUCCCCAUCCCACCACUGCCAACUACUACCAGAAACCAUGUACUCUCAGUUUCUCUGAGUUUAAGUACCUCGUGGAAAUGGAAUCAGACAGUGCUUAUUCUUUUGUGCCUGGCUCAUUUCUCAUAGCAUGAUAUUCUCAGAGAAGAAGAGUUGAUUACAAACGAGACCAUACUUUGAGCCAUAAUGGAACAGGCUGUUCGUAGUGAAUCAAAGAAAGGCCAGGUCACAGGGACAGAUUUGAUAAAUGAAGUUUCCAAAGCUAAGAAGUGCACAGUGAUUGGAGGCUCUGGGUUCCUGGGGCAGCACAUGGUAGAGCAGUUGCUAUCGCGAGGCUAUGCUGUCAAUGUAUUUGAUGUCCGCCAAGGCUUUGAUAACCCUCGGGUGCAGUUCUUCAUAGGUGACCUGUGCAACCAACAGGACCUGUACCCAGCUCUCAAAGGUGUAAGCACAGUUUUCCACUGUGCGUCACCCCCGUCAAACAGUAACAACAAGGAGCUCUUUUAUAGAGUGAAUUCCACUGGCACCAAGACUGUCAUUGAAACCUGCAAAGAGGCUGGAGUUCAGAAACUCAUUUUAACCAGCUCUGCCAGUGUUGUCUUUGAGGGUGUCGAUAUAAAAAAUGGAACUGAAGACCUCCCUUAUGCCAUGAAGCCCAUUGACUACUAUACAGAGACCAAGAUCUUGCAGGAAAGAGCAGUACUGGAUGCCAACGACCCUAAGAAGAAUUUUUUAACUGCAGCCAUUCGUCCUCAUGGCAUAUUUGGCCCAAGAGAUCCCCAGUUGGUCCCAGUCUUAAUUGAUGCAGCUAGAAAAGGCAAAAUGAAGUUCAUGAUUGGAAAUGGGAAGAACCUGGUGGACUUCACCUUCGUGGAGAAUGUAGUUCAUGGACACAUCUUAGCAGCUGAGCACCUCUCUCGAGAUGCAGGUCUGGGUGGGAAGGCAUUUCACAUCACCAACGAUGAGCCAAUCCCUUUCUGGACGUUCCUGUCCCGCAUUCUGACAGGCCUCAAUUAUGAGGCCCCCAAGUACCACAUCCCCUACAGGGUGGCCUACUAUCUUGCUUUCCUGCUAUCUCUACUGGUAAUGGUGCUCAGCCCUCUCAUCCAAAUCCAGACAACUUUUACACCAUUUCGGGUGGCACUGGCUGGAACAUUCCACUAUUACAGUUGUGAGAAAGCCAAAAAGCUCAUUGGGUACCGGCCACUGGUCACCAUGGAUGAUGCUGUGGAAAGGACUGUGCAGAGUUUCCACCACCUGCGGAAGGACAAGUGAAGCUCCCCAGUGCCCUCACCAGUAACUUUCUCCUCUCUGUUCUAAAGAACCAAUAUCCCUAAGUGAGUUUCUUCUGAGCUGCAUGCCCCUUGCUGGUUAGAUGACAGCAUACUUGACUCCCUCUAUGAUAUUGGAGGUGACAACAACAGGAGACAUUUCUCCCAGAAUAGCAUUGGACUUCUCAGGCAGACUCACAGUCUACUGUUUUGGUCUUUCUCUCUCCUCCCCCUACUUCUGUCUCCUGGGUUCAUUAUCAGAAAGAUAAUACUAAAGUGAAAGCUUUGUUUAAGGUCUUAAAAAUUGAAGAAAAUCAGAAAUUGUAAAGACAGUAAGACUUCAGACAUACAUUUUAUAAGAUCACAGUACAAUAGUUAGAAGUACUGAUGAGUGUAUUCCCAAUCCCUGGUCCCUAAGGCUAAAUCCACUGCUUGUUCCUUGCUCCCUCGUAUACUCUCAAGGUCUCUUUCAAAGAUGGUUGCAGUGUUUGUCUCCAUUGUUUUUCCAUAAAGUAUUUCCAUUUAUCCACAGAA
Rattus norvegicus (Norway rat) is the source of this 3376-nucleotide messenger RNA. NCBI's taxonomy places the organism in Eukaryota, Metazoa, Chordata, Mammalia, Rodentia, Muridae. The record is from RefSeq and is a predicted model, not a curated record.